This is a messenger RNA of Ascochyta rabiei, 795 nucleotides long. RefSeq lists its product as uncharacterized. The record is from RefSeq and is a predicted model, not a curated record. NCBI's taxonomy places the organism in Eukaryota, Fungi, Ascomycota, Dothideomycetes, Pleosporales, Didymellaceae. The transcript is spliced from 5 exons. The coding region runs from base 1 to 795 and encodes 264 amino acids.
AUGUCGCGAGCAAAUCAGUGGUUUGUCCUUGGCGAUGGCAUCGCAAGAGAAGUCAUUACCGCCGACAUCCAGCGCUACCUCGGCCCGGAUGCGCUUGUCAGGCCGGGUACGGGAACCGGCGAAUACCAGGGCCAGCCGGGCUACUGGAUCACCGCAUACCGAACCCUCACAUCGCAAAUGAUUCAGGAUCUGAAGAUGGAUUCGCAGCGUUGGCAUCAGGAGCGGCAACCAGGCGAAGGACGCGGAGGUAGUCACAGUCCUUACCUUCGAGAUACCAAGGUAUCAAGAGGCCCUGACGCUGUGUUAGCUUACCAAGAUUCGCGUACCCACGCUGCGCGCCAGCACUGGGGUCCCUCCAAACCCGUGGAGCAUCCCUCGGCAGUGGACCCUUAUGAUCGUCAGCCUGCUCCCAGGGCAUCCUCGGGAUACACAACUUCGUCGGCAUAUGCGCCAAGCGAAGGACACUACACAACCGCUCCAGCCGGCUAUGGAAGUUCCCAACCAGGUUACCAGGCUGCUCCGUCCCAGGCUGCUCCAAGGACACAGCCAGCGGAUCCAUACUCUGGCUACUCGCAGCGUGAUCCAGGAUAUCAGUCUCAGGCCUACGCUUCUUACCCAUCACAGUCACCAACAGAUGCCUACAGCCGAACCACUGCAGCCCCAACCGCUUAUGCUACCCCAAGUGCCACUCCUGCUCCAGGUUACUACAUCGCUUCUGAUGGUCGCCAAUACCCUCUAUCGCAGCAGCCGCAACCAUCUUCCCGCAGUUCACAACCUGGGUACCGGAAACACUAG